AUGCGAACGAGGAGCGCCGAGCAAGCUCGCUUGCUACGCGCGCUGAAGGGCUAUCCGCCCAUCGGAAGCUCAGCCGAUGCGGACCAGCUCAGCGAUCUGGAGGAAUCCAUCGAAGUGGGCAAGUACCAGAUGGUACGCUUCGGUGAGCGAUACAUCGUUCAGAUCGGUCGCCGUCGGACGAUGCGCGAGGAGGAGCUUUCGAAUGAGGAGGACGACGGCAGAAGGGCUGGCAUAUCUGCGGUAGACGCCGGGUUGUCGAUCGGCCCAGAGGGCGGAGUUCUGACGGCGAACGAAGACGCGUCGCUGCAAGCAGAAGGAGGGGGCAAUGAAGGUGCUACCGGCCCAUUCGUCGGAGGACACACUGGUCAUGCACAGGCAGAAUUCAACCAGCGACAGAUCGCAGAGGCAGAACGAAGAGCACGAGACGCUGAAGCGGGAGCCAACAGGGCUGCGGCCGCCGCCGAAGCUGCGCGCAGUCAAGCCGAAAGACAGGCUGCUUUCCAAGAGGAGGAAGAUGCGGUGGACCUCGAUGGCGACGUCGAAGAUCUCGACGAGGGCGAUGACGAGGUCGACUUUGACUAG
Molecule: messenger RNA, 582 nt
Organism: Pseudozyma hubeiensis SY62
Lineage: Eukaryota; Fungi; Basidiomycota; Ustilaginomycetes; Ustilaginales; Ustilaginaceae
Exons: 1
Coding region: 1-582 (193 amino acids)
Source: RefSeq, a predicted model, not a curated record